Molecule: messenger RNA, 2275 nt
Organism: Hippopotamus amphibius kiboko
Lineage: Eukaryota; Metazoa; Chordata; Mammalia; Artiodactyla; Hippopotamidae
Gene: KRT79
Product: keratin 79
Exons: 9
Coding region: 121-1713 (530 amino acids)
Biological process (GO): intermediate filament organization; keratinization
Cellular component (GO): keratin filament
Molecular function (GO): structural constituent of skin epidermis
Source: RefSeq, a predicted model, not a curated record
AGUGUCUGUAGAGCCUAGGAGCCAGACCCCUUGGGAAAAGAUAAAAAGGCCAUUCGCGGCCCAGCUGCUCGCUGCACUCUCUCCCAGCUCUCCAGCCUGCGCUCCAGCCCCGCCGCAGCCAUGAGGUCCUCUGUGUCUCGGCAGGCGCCCUCCACCAAAGGGGCCUUCAGCUCUAACUCUGCCAGUGGAGGGGGCGGCUCCCGGGCCUGCACCGGCUUCAGCUCGGUGACCAUGUCCCGGAGCGGUGGCAGCGGUGGGGGGACCCGCUGUGGCCCCAGCACGAGCGGCUUUGGCAGUCGGAGCCUCUAUAACCUGGGGGGCAGCAAGAGCAUCUCGGUUAGUGUGGCUGGAGGGGCCUCAUCUCGGCGGGCUCUGGGCGGCUUUGGCCUUGGCGGCGGGGCCUGUGUGGGCCUGGGGGCUGUCAGGCAGACGUCUGGGCCCUCCUGUCCUCCCGGCGGCAUCCAGCAGGUCACCGUCAACCAGAGCCUGCUGACCUCCCUCAAUGUAGAGAUCGACCCGGAGAUCCAGCGGGUGCGCACCCAGGAGCGGGAGCAGAUCAAGACCCUCAACAACAAGUUCGCCUCCUUCAUCGACAAGGUGAGGUUCCUGGAGCAGCAGAACAAGGUGCUGGAGACCAAGUGGGCGCUGCUGCAGGAGCAGGGCCAGAAAUCGGGCAUCAUCAGGAACAAUCUGGAGCCCCUCCUUGAGUACUUCAUCAGCAACCUACGGGGGAAGCUGGACAAGCUCCACAGCGAGCGAGGGAGGCUGGACUCCGAGCUGAAGAACGUGCAGGAUCUCGCUGAGGAUUUCAAGAACAAGUAUGAGGAAGAAAUCAACAAGCGCACUGCUGCAGAGAACGAGUUUGUGGUCCUCAAGAAGGAUGUGGAUGCCGCAUACAUGGGCCAAGUGGAUCUGCAUGGCACGGUGGACAACCUGACAGAGGAGGUCGAGUUCCUGAGGCAUCUCUAUGAAGAGGAGCUGAGCCAAGUGCAGACGCAUGUGUCUGACACCAGUGUCAUCCUCUCCAUGGACAACAACCGCAACCUUGAUCUGGACAGCAUCAUCGCCGAGGUUAAGGCCCAGUAUGAGCAGAUUGCCCAGAGGAGCAGGGCUGAGGCCGAGUCCUGGUACCAGACCAAGUAUGAGGAGCUGCAGGUGACAGCUGGGAAGCAUGGGGACAACCUGAGGGACACCAAGAAUGAGAUCGCUGAGCUCACCCGCACGGUCCAGAGGCUGCAGGGGGAGGUGGAUGCAGUAAAGAAGCAGUGCCAGCAUCUGCAGACUGCCAUCGCAGAAGGAGAGCAGCGUGGGGAGCUGGCAUUAAAAGAUGCUCAGAAGAAGCUUGGGGACCUGGACACGGCUUUGCUUCAGGCCAAGGAGGACCUGGCCCGGCUGCUGCGUGACUACCAGGAGCUGAUGAAUGUCAAGCUGGCCCUGGACGUGGAGAUUGCCACCUACCGCAAGCUGCUGGAGAGCGAGGAGAGCAGGAUGUCUGGAGAGUAUCCCAGUGCCAUCAGCAUCUUGAUUUCUAGAAGCCCCUGGCCUUCUCGUGGCACGGCUGCCCUGCCUCACCCAGACACUUUGCCUUGCAGCAGUGACGGGCAGCUCCACCACUGUGUACGGAGGCAGCACGGCCAGCUUCGGGGGUGGCAUCUCUCUGGGUGGGGGCGGGGGGCCCAGCAAGGAUGGAUUCAGCACCAAUGUGGGCUAUAGCACUGUCAGGCGGGCGCCUGUCUUCGGGGGCACCUCCAUCCUGAGGAAGACCACCACAGUCAAGAAGUCCAGCCAGAAGUAUUAGCUGUUGUCUUGCAAGCUGGGGCCCCUGCAACCCUCUCCCCACCCCCUUACCCUACUCUGCUGUCCUCCCCACCCACCUCCUCAGGAGCAGGAACAGCCCCAGGACCACAGACCCAGUGUGUUUGCAUGCCAGACUCUUUGCAUGUGAUCUACAUUUUGGGAAGGGCUCAAAUCUACUCAGGUUUUCUCCUUGGUUCUGCAAUGGGAUGGAAGGGGAGGUUAGGGCCACCAGCUUGAAUGAUGUGUUUGGGUGAUUUGUGGGUGAUUUUUUGACCACUGAGAGGAGGCAAGAUUUCCCAGGCCUACUCAGAUUCUCUCACCUCUUCUGCUUACCUGCUGUGAGCUUGGCUGACGGAGGAUGAAGGAAAAUCAGAAGUGGUCCCAGUGUCCCACCAGACCACCCCCUCCCUGAAUCUACCUACAUUCCCCUCCCCUGUCUGUGCCUAUGAUGUGUCUCAAUAAACGGUAACUACAGCUA